Messenger RNA from Brassica rapa (field mustard), 4081 nucleotides. RefSeq names its product receptor-like protein 12. The record is from RefSeq and is a predicted model, not a curated record. Gene Ontology annotation, molecular function: protein binding. NCBI's taxonomy places the organism in Eukaryota, Viridiplantae, Streptophyta, Magnoliopsida, Brassicales, Brassicaceae.
UACUAAGGUAGCACUAGCCUUUUUAGACUCCAAUAUCUCUCACCUAAAAGCUUAGCCUUGGAGAUAUUGGUUGGAAAUAUUUGUCGUCUCUCACUUGUUUAGUUUACCUUUCUUAUAAUAAAUUGGUAGGUACUUGGUAAUAUUUCGUGUUCAGUAGGCCAUCAAAAUCAUCUAAUCGGAUUCGAAUUUGGAUUUAACUGAUCCGUUCCAGUCAGGAUUUCAGAUCCAAAUUUUAUGCUCAGUCCUAUUAACAUUCGGUAACAUUCCGAGUUGUGACAUAUAGAAAAACUUAAAAUGUUUGGUUUGGUUAUCUAUGUCAUCAAAGUUGACUUAUAUUUUUCGUCAUAUAUCCGUUUAAAACUUCAAAGUUAAGUAUGCUUGAACUGGAGUACUAGAAAGAUAGGUAAACUAUCCGGAAGUGAUUCGCAAUACCGUGCGAGUGGGACCAAAACACGGAGUGAUUACAAGAUCAGUAAACAAUGAUUUCAUUGAAAAAUUAACGGAUUGACCGUUAGAACGGAAUGAAGCCCACGGACCGAGUGAGUGGCGUGGGUGACCAUUAGCCGUGGCGGACGGUUCAUUACUAUUAGUGAUGGGCCUAACUCACACCCAAAAGCUAACUCAAGAGUGGAGGAUUGCCCACACACUUAUAUAAUGCCCAAGGACCCAACACCCACACGAUGUGGGAUGUUAAUAGCCCCUCUCGAGAUGUGGAUGGGAAACGGUCCAAUCGGAAACAGCCUAAGUCCAACAUCUCGGAAAUACCACAGCAAGAUGGACCAUUUUUAUAGGCUACAUAGGUAGACAACUAUUUAUAUGGGAAAUCAUCUGCUGGGCUUAACCAUUGGCUCUGAUACCAUAUUAGUGAUGGGCCUAACUCACACCCAAAAACUAGCUCAAGAGUGGAGGAUUGCCCACACACUUAUAUAAUGCCCAAGGACCCAACACCCACACGAUGUGGGAUGUUAAUAGUUACAUAUUUGUGUAUUCGUUUUUUCUGUCCUUUGCAAACUUCUUCCCAUUUGGAGACACGUCUCUGAAGAUUUGGAUUUUGCUGAAAUUAUAUGUUUGUAACUCUUGAGGUUUCAUUACGGAUUAAUCCUGUUUUGUAUUAUAUAAUAACAAAUCUAAAAAUUUCAGUGAACCUAAAAGGUACGGCAAAAAACUAAGAACUUAAUAAAACGUUGAAGAAAUCUUGUGGAAAAGAUUGAAUGAGCUCACGGGUUUUGUGGAAUUUUUUUUAGCAAGUGGCACAGUUGAUUGACGAAGAUUUAAGUGUACCAAAACCGACGCAUUGACGCAAGUCUUGCUAAGUCACAGCCCCAAUAAGGGAGUUUUUCUCCUUCUUCCUAUAAAGAACCAGUGAACGAAACAUACAACAAUAACCCAUUACUUACGACACAAACUUAAAAAGAGAUAUGAUGACUCGUAGCCAUUGCUAUUGCUUUUAUGGUAUUUUUACCAUCUAUUUCUCACUCUUAAUCCACACUCUUGCUUCUGCUCCGCUCAAUCUUUGCCAGCACGACCAGAGGGAUGCUCUUUUGGAAUUCAGGGAUGAGUUUGUGAUUGAUGAGUUUGACCCAAGUCGGUGGAAUAAAAGCAGCGAUUGCUGUUUGUGGAAACAUGUCAAGUGCGAUGAUAAAUAUGGUCAGGUGAUAUCACUCGACCUUCAUGACACUUUUCUUAACAGCUCGUUGAAAAUUAACAGUAGUCUUUUUAGACUCCAAUAUCUUCGUCACCUAAACCUUAGCAGUUGCAACCUCCAAGGAAAAAUUCCUUCUUCACUAGGAAACCUUUCUCAUCUUACUGUUGUCGACCUUUCUUUUAAUGAACUGGUAGGUGAAAUCUCAGCUUCAAUAGAAAAUCUUGACCAUCUAAGAUACUUUAGCGUUGAAUAUAACCAUCUCACAGAAAUGAUUCCUUCUUCACUAGGAAACCUUUCCAGUCUCACAUUUCUUGAUCUUUCUUCUAAUGAAUUGGUUGGUGAGAUUCCAACUUCAAUAGGUUAUCUAAAAAAUCUAAGAGAGCUUCACCUUGGGGGUAACCAUCUCAUAGGAGAGAUUCCCUCUUCACUAGGAAACCUUUCUCGUCUCUUAGAACUUGAACUUGGGCAUAAUCAUUUGGUGGGUGAAGUUCCCCCGUCCAUAGGAAACCUGAACGAGCUAAGAGUCAUGCAGCUCUACCAAAACACCCUGAGUGGCAACAUUCCUAUUUUAUUAGCCAAUUUAACCAAGCUUUCUGAUAUUAGUCUCUACUAUAAUAACUUCUCAUCUACCCUUCCAUCUGACAUGAGUGGAUUUCACUACUUGGAGUAUUUCCUAGUUAGUGAAAACUCACUUCACGGACCUUUCCCUAAAUCCUUGUUCUCGAGUCCUUCGUUGCAAUUGGUUGAUUUGGAAGGAAACCACUUCACAGGACCUAUAGAGUUUGCAAAUACAUCUUCAUCUGAGCUUCAGUACCUAGGUCUUUCCCGUAAUGGAUUCGAUGGCCCGAUCCCAGAAUCUAUAUCUGUGUUUCUCAACCUUGUUGAGUUAGAUCUUACCUACAACAACUUCACUGGGUCACUCCCUAAAUCAAUAUCAAAGUUAACCAGCCUCACAGAUUUAAAACUUUCCAACAACAAGUUGAAAGGUGAAGUACCAAGUUUCGUCUGGAGAUUCUCGACAAUGAUUCUUUCUCACAACUUAUUCAGCAGUUUUGAAAACUCUUCUCGAGAGACACUGAUCCAAAUGUUGGAUCUGAGUUCAAAUUCAUUCGAAGGGCCAUUUCCCCAGUGGAUCUGCAAGUUUAAGAGGUUAAGCCUAUUAGAUUUGUCCAACAAUCUUUUCAACGGGUUGAUCCCUCCAUGUUUAAGGAAUUCUAUUGUUUCUCUUACGGAGCUGAAUCUGAGUAACAAUAGUUUCAGUGGAACUGUUCCACAUAUAUUUGGCGAUGCUACCAAGUUAGAGUCAUUGGAUGUUAGCCACAACCAGCUGCAUGGAAAGUUUCCAAAGUCCUUGAUUAAUUGCACAGCUCUGCAAUUUGUGAAUAUGGAAAGCAAUAAAAUCAAGGACAAGUUUCCAUCAUGGUUAGGGUCUCUACCAUUUUUACAUGUUCUCAUCCUCAAGUCAAACGAGUUCUAUGGGCCGCUGUAUCAUCGCCACAUGACCAUGGGGUUUCAGAGUUUAAGAGUUAUCGAUGUUUCACAUAACGACUUCACUGGAACUCUCGCACCUCACUAUUUUUCUACCUGGCGUGAAAUGUCCAUAUUCACCGAAGGAGCCUACAUGGCAAACUUACUGCGUUAUUAUUCAAGCGACCUGUUAAACUAUCGGUCAAUGGAAAUGGUGAAUAAAGGAGUAGAUACAAGGUUUCAGCGAAUCCGAAGAGACUUCAGAGCUAUUGAUUUUUCUGGAAACAGAAUAUAUGGCAAAAUCCCUGAAUCUUUGUGCUUAUUGAAGGAAUUGCGUCUUCUCAACUUGUCAGGUAACGCCUUCUCAAACAAUAUCCCGCGAUUUUUGGCAAAUUUGACAAAGUUAGAGGCACUAGACCUCUCGAGUAAUAAACUGUCAGGUGAAAUCCCACAAGAUCUUGGUGAACUCUCGUUUUUGUCAUACAUGAACUUCUCUCACAACCUUCUCCAAGGUCCAUUGCCUCGUGGCACUCAGUUUCAAAGGCAGGAAUGUUCUUCAUUCUUGGGAAACCCUGGACUCUAUGGUCUCGAAGAUAUAUGUCAAGAAAGCCAUAGCUCGAAUCCUACAUCACGGCAACGCAAGGAAUCGUCAGAAUCAGAAGAACGGAUGUUCAGCUGGGUAGCAGCUGCAAUAGCCUAUGGACCUGGUGUGUUCUGUGGAUUGGUGGUCGGACAUAUCUUCUUCACUUCACACAGUCAAGAGUGGUUCAUUGCAAAGUUUGGUCUAAGAAAAUUCAGAGUCACUGUAGGUGGUGGCUAGGCUCAUCUCGUGCAGUCUCCGUAUUAAUACCGCAUAUGUGAAGCAUAUACUUUUGUUCGUGUUGUACUGAAUUUUCCAAGUGUCUUCUCCAAAAGACUCAUUUGUGUUUGUUUCUAAUUUUCUAUUGCAUGGUUUUCUUCUUCUUUUCA